Messenger RNA from Eufriesea mexicana, 1917 nucleotides. RefSeq names its product U2 small nuclear ribonucleoprotein auxiliary factor 35 kDa subunit-related protein 1. Gene Ontology annotation, cellular component: U2AF complex. NCBI's taxonomy places the organism in Eukaryota, Metazoa, Arthropoda, Insecta, Hymenoptera, Apidae. Bases 28 to 1917 code for a protein of 629 amino acids. The record is from RefSeq and is a predicted model, not a curated record. Gene Ontology annotation, molecular function: RNA binding; metal ion binding. Gene Ontology annotation, biological process: mRNA splicing, via spliceosome. The transcript has 4 exons.
CAGAAUAAUUUCUCUCGUAGAAAAUGCAUGGUAAUGGAAGGAAGUUGUUCGACGAAAAAGAGCCACAAGGAGUGGCGUAGAAUAGCGAAAAAGGAGCGUCGAAGACGCCUGCGUCGUAAAGUGGCCGCUCAACGAGAACUGGACGAGAAACAACUGAGGGCAGCACUUGAGAAAAGCGCGGAAUAUUUGAAGUGGCUUGAACAGUGUGAAGUUGAGGAGAGAGAAAAAGAAGCUCAGGAAAAAGAAGAGAACAAUCAACGAGAAAGAUUAUGGUUGGAGGAAGAAGAAAAGGCCCAAGAAGAAUGGCAAAUUUUGCAGGAGAAAAAGCAAAAAGCUCGACAGUUACAACUCGAACAGGAAGCGAAAAUCCGACAAGAAUUUGAAGUGAAACAAGAAAUAAUUCGCAAAAAACAAGAAGAAGAGAAACGUAGAAGGGAAGAGGACAUUAGAAGACGAGAACAGCUACUGAAAGAGAUUGACGACUAUAUCGAUAGUGGAAUCAAAACUCCGGAAGCUUUGCGUGAAGUUAUCGAUAGCCAACCGGGUAAAGAACUUUGUCCCUUUUUUACAAAGACAGGUGCUUGUAGAUACGGUGAUACUUGUUCGAGAAAUCAUCGCAGGGUAUGUUUAAGUAAAGUGAUACUAGUACCUGGUUUUUAUACACAUUUUUCCUUGGAGAAAAAUUCAGCCGAGUAUGACACAGAUAUCGCUCUCGAAUUUGAAAGUUCGGAAACUCGACAACAUUUUCGUGAAUUUUACAAGGAUGUCGUUCCGGAAUUGGAGUCAUUUGGACGAAUAAAAACUUUGAAAUACUGUUGUAAUACCGAAGUUCACUUACGGGGAAAUCUAUAUGUCGAAUAUUACGCUGAAAGAGAUGCUGCCAGGGCUUUGAGAAGAUUAAAAGGUCGAUGGUAUGCUGGUCGGCAACUCAAUUGCGAGUUUGUUAAUUUGAAAUCAUGGAGAAGUGCUGUAUGCGGAAUGUCAAAAUGUCCGAAAGGGAGGGCGUGCAAUUUCUUACACACUUUUAAAAAUCCGCACGACGAGUACGAUAUUAAAAGUCCACCGAGAUGGGCGAAACAACUAUCUUCGUCCAUUCAAGAAGUUACGAUUACUAAAAAAGUUGAACAUAGAAGUAAAUCAAAGUGGGAGGAUAUUAGUGACGUAGAGGAUAGUAAGAAUUGGAGAUGGUCCGAAUCUCCCGAACCCGAGAUAGACCACCGUUCAAGAAAUAUUGAAAAACGCCGUCAUCAUUCCAGUGAGAGGGAUCCUCGACAAAAAUUGACGCGCGAUAAACGGUACGAGCAAUCUGAUAGAAAUAAAACUAUCGAAAACGACGAAACGCCGAUCAAACGUCAUCGGCCAAGUUCCAGAAAACAUUUCGAAGAAAAGAUUAAAGAUGAUGAUAUUUUGAAUGGUCGUGAGUUCUCUAGGAAAAGAUCGAAAAAUUACCCAAGAAAAAGGGAAGAGGAUAACAAUUACGAUAUAUCACCAAAACAUUCUCGUAAAAGGUAUUCGAGAAGUAGUGAUCGAAGUUAUCGUUCGAAGCUUCAUAAAUUUUCAUGCAAAUAUUCUAAAAAAGAAAAAGAGGAUGUCGAGAAAGGUAGAUAUAAAUUAAAAAAUCAUAACGAACUGUGCGAAGAUUCUUCGAAAAGAAAGUGUAGGAACACACCCGAAAAAUCGAAUACCGAAGAAACUGUCGAUGCAACAAAUUUAUCUCGAAUAAAAUCUAAAUGGGAUAAAGAAAAUUCAGAACAAAUUGAUUCUGACAGUACGCGAUCUUCUGAUUCUGAUUUUUCUGGUACCAUCGAAGAUAAAAGUAUCGAAACAUCAGAAACGUCACGUGAAUUUUAUAAAAAACUGACCGACGAUGAGUGGGCUACGACAGAUUCUGAAAGCGAAUCAAAAGUCAAGAAAUAA